This is a messenger RNA of Fundulus heteroclitus (mummichog), 3522 nucleotides long. RefSeq names its product protein FAM122A. The coding region runs from base 682 to 1335 and encodes 217 amino acids. Lineage: Eukaryota; Metazoa; Chordata; Actinopteri; Cyprinodontiformes; Fundulidae. The transcript is spliced from 9 exons. The record is from RefSeq and is a predicted model, not a curated record. Gene Ontology annotation, molecular function: protein serine/threonine phosphatase inhibitor activity.
GGCUGCAGUUCCGCCAGCAGCCACAUGGCGGCGCUGUUUCCCCGCCGCCAGAACUACCUGUAUUUGGUGAAGGACUAUAUGUUGUAAAAAUCUUCCAAACUGUUGUUUUUCGCCCGGUUUUCGGCUCUGGGGGGUCCGGUCCGUGUUCGGGCAGCUCUGGGGACUCUGCCCUCCGUGUUCUGGCGAACCCGUCCGGGUUCGGCAGGUCUGGACAGCUUCGGAACAGGAUUUGGGUCUGUGGUUGGAGGUUUUACUGCAAAAACAAGUUAGCUCAACAGCUAAUCCUCAAAGUGUCGGUCGGCUUUGAAAAGUCCCCGCUGGGCGCAAACGGACCGGGGGAGCCGAAGUUUGUCCGCCAACCGGACUUUAUCGUCGGGGGUUAGACAUUUUACCCCGUUUGUGCGUUUUUCUGUUUGUACGGAGCAGCAGCUGGAUCGGUUCUGCUGGGAUAAAUGUCGCUCGGGUCCGCAUCCCCGUUCAGAUCCGGACGGGUUUUGCGGUGGAAGAUGCGAUAAGGCGGCGGCAGUUGGGCUGUUGGGUCCGCUGACGCGGCGGCUCUGACUGCUGCCACUGAGGCCUGCAGGUCGGGCUUCCGCCGGGCUAGAGUACAGCCCCAGCCCGCCGUUGGAGCGUCGGAGGCCGGCUUCCCACGCCGCCACUGCUGGGCCUGCGCGGCAAGGGAUGGAACGGAUGGAAGUGGACCAAUGCGCAGGCGCAGGAGGCGGGGCUCUUCGGAGAUCAAACAGCGCCCCCAUGAUUACCAACGUCAGUGACGGGAUGACCGUCUUCAGCCCGGUGUCCUCGGCCCGGUACCGACGCAGCAGCGUGUCCAUCAACCCGUCACAGGUCGUCCCCCUGUCCCCCUUCUCCCUCAGCGGAGACAGACUGGACCACAAGAGGCCGGAGGAGAGCAUGGAGACGAUGCUGCGAGGCGCCGCGCUCAGACUCAGUCCUUCCAGCCCGGUUCCGGCUCCGCCAGUCAGUCAGUGGCCGGCCCGGUCCCCUACGUGGUUUCCGUCUCAGGACAGCGGCGUCACGCCCAACUCGUCCCCCAGUCCCACCCGGAGGUUCAGCAGACCUGCGGCCGGCGCCGGCGUCCGGUGGCCCGUCCUGACGCCUCUCAAGAGGAAAGGCGGGGUGGACUCAGACGGACCUCCCAAGAAGCUGUUUGUUGCCGGGGUAACAGACCCCGCCCACCGCGGCAGCGGCUACACCGUCAGCGUCUCUCAGUCGACGGUGGACGCUCCGCCUGUAGGGGGCGUCGGCCCGCAGCCCCGCCCACUUUCUCUGGCUCCGCCCCCCGCCUUCACGCCCCAUCAGCACCCCAGACACUAGAGCUCCGCCCCUCCCUGUGGGUCCACUGCAGGAGCCGCCCUCACCGCACCUUAUUUUAUCCAAUCAGCUGCCAGCAUCAGCGUAAGCCCCGCCUCCUCCUGCAGACAUGUUGGACAGGUCACCUUGGCUCCCCUGAAGCUCUGCCAGCGAGCGCCUGGCCCGUCAGAACCGAGGCCGGACCUGAGGACACGCUGGCUGUGUCUCUGGGCCUCCUGGGUCAACAGCAGCGGACCGUGAUGGAGGCGACGCGCAGACAGAACCAGAACCAGAACCGGGUCCGAAACCUCCUCGCCGGGUCAGAGCUCCGUUUAAACCAGUCCGGUGAUCCUGGUUCUGCCGGUCCGGGUCGUCCCGGGAGGUUCAGGUUGUGUUCCAGCCUGUUCCUGCAGGUGGUUUGGAGAACCUUCAGCAGAACUUUCAGGUGUUCUGGUUCUGCCUGGAGGUCCAGGAACAUCUGGACCCGUCUUCAUCCGUGUCCGUCUUCAGCUCCUGGGUUCCUGAAGGUUCCGGGUCGAGGCUCCCAGUCAGCAGAACUGGACUUGGUUCUUCCUCUCUCACCGUCAUCAGAACCAUUGAUCACGUUUUCAUGUCUAAUGUCGACCCGGUAAAGUUCUCAUCAGGCCCGUUUCCCCCUGGGUCGGGUCACCGUGCUGCCCGGUCAGCAGGUGGCGCUGUAGGCGGGGAACCGGUCCACAUACCUGCUUAGACGACCCGGUCCAGUAAGGAUUAGAACCUGGGUCAGCGUUCUGGGCCAGGAUUAGAACCACUGGGUCCAGAUCUGGUUCCAGAACCUCGUUUAGUUACAAUAACUCUCAGCGGUGGUUUUCUUUCGGACUCACUGGAGCGGUUCUGGUUCUGGUCCAGCUCUCCUUUGACUAGGCCAGUGUUUCCAGAGCGCUGGUUCUGGUUCUGUGGUCUUCCCACUCAUGUUCUGACCAGAACUGUUGUGCUGCAAACAGAACCGGUUCUGGCCUUCAGAGAGUUCUGAACCCAGAAAAUCUUAAGUGAGGCGAUUUUGCACAUAUUCAGAACCAUUAAAGUUCUGUUCAGAACCAUCAUCAUUCACUCCUUUUCAUGGUGGUUCUGAUGAUGAACCGCUGGUAAUAUCUGACCCGUCUGGUUCUGAAGUCUGUGGAGCCUCAGCGGGACCUACAGAGGACUCCAGCGGAUCAGAACCAGGCCCGGUUCUUGGUCUGCUUUUGCACUUUGACAGUAUUGUAGUUUUAUACUUCCCUCCAUCGCUGUGCCUGAACGGGUCGCCGACCCGAACCCGGUGCCAUCUGUGUUCAUACGUGGAGCUGCUCUUUAACAGAACCGGGACAGAACCCGGACAGAACCGCUCUACUCCUUUUCUCCAGACCUUUGUUGCUUCUCUGUUGCUGCUUUAUUUCUGGCCUCGUUACCGACUCAGAGGGUCCGAUCCGUUCCAGGGAGCCCGGUUCUGACCGGGCUGCUGACCGGACCGGCCGGGUUCUGGAGCGGUUUGGACUCUCUGAGGUAACGUUGCUGUACAGGCGCCGUAGCUUUAAGUCGCUUCUUAUUUGCACAUUUCCUCCACAUCCCUGUUACCGACCAGAACCGUGAAGAGGAGCCGGUUCUCCUGGGUCCGGAUCUCAGAGCGAUUCUGGAGAACCGGAGCUUCCAGGAAGCUUUUUAAGCCAAAAAGAUCUCCAGUAAAGCGGGCCGAAGGAUCCUGACUGAACCUCUGGCCCGGCUCACGUUUUGGUUCCGCUGAGGUCCGUUUGGGUCUCGGUUCUCUUCCCGCCUCCCAGGAAACGGACGUUGUAGCAAAGGCAGAAGGAGCUGCUUCAGUAUUAAAGUGACGUUCUGGAAGACCAAAGUCUGGUACCGGCCCAAAGUUUCCCAGCUGGUCGGGUCCCGCAGAGACCCGCCCGGCCCGGUCCGGUCCGGUCCGGUCCUCCUGCUUUCAGCCAGAACCUUGGAAGUAGAUCAGCUGAAUGAAAUGUGGCUGAACUUUCUUCAGAACCGGGUCCAGAACCGGGUCCAGAAGGGCUGCGGGGCUUUAAAGGGAACUAAAAGCACAUGGGUUCUGUUUCCUCUGUAAAUAUCUUUUUCAGCGCAGACGACGUAUUUUUAUGAGACGGUCAUUCCCAGAGUCCAGCUUUUAUUUUAUCAUGUCCAUCAUAAAUAUGAUUAUAUAUUGUUUAUUAAAUCAGUGAAAUGAAA